Lethenteron reissneri (Far Eastern brook lamprey) is the source of this 9937-nucleotide messenger RNA. RefSeq lists its product as uncharacterized. The record is from RefSeq and is a predicted model, not a curated record. Gene Ontology annotation, biological process: RNA polymerase III preinitiation complex assembly. Gene Ontology annotation, cellular component: transcription factor TFIIIB complex. NCBI's taxonomy places the organism in Eukaryota, Metazoa, Chordata, Hyperoartia, Petromyzontiformes, Petromyzontidae. Gene Ontology annotation, molecular function: TFIIIC-class transcription factor complex binding.
GCGGCCCACAUUACUUAAGCCUGCCGCGUAACUCCCCGUACGCUUUCUCGUGCAAAAAUGCUUUUAAUGUAACAACAAUUACACGCGAACAAAAACUAAACUCGAUCGGCGGCAACUAGUGUCGGUACGAGCGAGUCGUCGGCGUCGCGUCUCAAAGGGACUCUCGUUUGAGUUGUUUGAGCCUUAUUUGGAGUGUUCAUACGGGUAGGCCUCGUCGGAGCCUUACGUGUUUCCUGAGCAGCCUGCCCGCGGUCAUGUGAGACCGGCGAGCCGCGGGGACCCGGGACCCGCACCUCGGGGGGGGGGGGGGGGGGUCGUUGGACGCUCACGAAAGCUGUCGGUCUCAUACAUACGGAAAUAUAUACAUGGACACAUAUACACUUUAAUAGCUCCACAACUAUGUGCACGUACAUAUACGUUUAAAGUAUAGUGUACAUACACGUAGACACGAAUACAAAUGCUAUUACGGUACAGUCAUAAAUAACUACACGCAUAACGACACAAUCAUACAAACACUUCUUUCAUAGACACGCACAGACACCUCCACACAGUUGUACACCCGAACAUACGCGUCCAUACACCUACAAACACACGUGUACUCUCAUACACCUACACAAUACGUAUACCGGGACACACGUGUACUCGCACAAUAUACCCAGACACACACACGUGUACUUACACACCUAGACACACAUACCUACAUACACGUGUACUCGCACACCUAGACACACACACCCACACACGUAUUCUCUCACACACCUACACAAUAUACCCAGACACACCUACACACGUGUACUCACACACCUAGACACACACACCUACAUACACCUGUACUCACACAUCUAGACACACACACCUCGACACACCUACACACACGUGUACUCUCACACACCUACACAAUAUACCCAGACACACACCUACACACUUGUACUCACACACCUAGACACACACACCUACAUACACGUGUACUCUCACACAGCUACACAAUAUACCCAGACACACACCUACACACGUGUACUCACACACCUAGACACACACACCUACAUACACGUGUACUCACACACCUAGACACACACACCUACAUACACGUGUACUCUCACACAGCUACACAAUAUACCAUCCGCCAUGCUUCGCCGCGCCAGAAUCAGCGUGAAGCCGAACGUUCGUCCCAGCACGGGCCGGGCGGGAGCCGGCAUCGUCGAGUCAGGCAGCCGGGACCGCGGGGGACAGAAAGCCGAGGGAGCCGAGGUAGCCGGGGAAGCUCCCGAGGCGACGCCGGCAGCUCCAGAGACUCAAGCCGCCACGUCACGGACACCACCAAGCCGGACUGUCGAGACAGACUCCGAACGCCGGCUACCGGAGGAGGCUGCUGCUGCUGCUCCGGCCACUGCGACUCCUGCUGCUGCUGUUGCUCCUACUAAACUGAUUGCUUCUCCUGCUGCUCCUGUUUCUUCUACUUCUACCACUGCUUCUUCAGUUGCACCUAUUGCUGAAGCUGGUGCCUCUACCGCUGCUGCUAGUUCUGGUCUUGUUGCUUCCACUGCUGCAGCUGUUGCUCCUGAUGUCUUGAUUCCUCUGGGUGCUGAUAAUCUCGUUGCGUCUGCAGAUGACAACGCUGCUGCUGCUGAUGUAGUUGCAACGCCUGCUGCAUCUGUUGAUACCGAUGCAGACGUUGUUACUUCAGCUGCCCCACUCACUUCUGUCACUCCACAUUCCAGCCCUUCGAUUGUUGCUGUACCUCCGACUCUUGCUGCUACUGGUGCUGCAGUUCCUUCUGCAGACCUUGCACAUUCAGCUGCAUCUAAUCCUGCCGCACAUUCUCCGCCAUCUGCUCAUACCGUUACUGCUCCACCUGUUGCUAUUUCUCUUCUUACUGAAACUAUUUCUGCAAUUACUCCUACAACUACUGCUGCUGCAUCAUCUACUGCUGCGUGCAGUGCUGCACGCUCGCAGCAGCACGCCACGGCAGGAGAUGAGCCAAUGCGCCCGGGCCCUGACUCCAAUUUGCUUUCUUCAUCUGCUGAUGCCUUCGAAGAAGCCACAACGUUGUCGAUUGCUGCUGCUGCUUCUGCGCGCCACCACCGCAGCGCCCGUGCUCCCGCCACCGCUGCCGCCGCCGCCACCCCCUCAAGACCGGACGCUGGAAAGCUGCUGCCGCAGUCUCGCCGUAAGCGCCUGUCCGCCGCGCCGAUCAUCCCUCGCACCCGGGCAGCCGCUCACGCUCCUGUUCCAGCCGGUCCUGCCAAGAAACCACCGGCCUCGCUUCCUGCCGAGAAUGGGACCGCCAGCAAGCUCACCGCCGCAGCCACCGUCGAAGGACCUCGUGACCCGUGGGGGUUGUCGACCAGUGAGGCAUCCGGUGAAGUGUCGCCGGCAUUGCCCGUCAAACCGCCUACCGGCGAGACGCAAUAUUCACCGGUUGGCCCCUCGGGUGCGGAUGCAGUGGAGGCGGUGGACCAUGCACAGGAGGUAUAUGAAAGGUCACCAAUGGUGCCUGACUGGCGUGUGACGGAUAGUGAAACUCCUGGCCCGGUAACUUUAGCACAGCUUGGAGUGAGCGCUCAGGAACCGGCAAGCGGGGCAGUGAAGUGUGCUGCUACUAUCGGAGCCGAUGCCGAAACGCCACCGGUAGCGCAAUCAGCAGAGGUUUCCGGAGCUCCCGGGAGCACCGCAGCUUUGCCGGGCAGGCCUGCGGAGCCGAGCAGGAGUGAGAUUUCAAAGAAGCUGCUAGCGUCGCUGAAGAAGAGCCUGCUGAAGCCGCCGGCAUUGUCGGUGAAGGCCGCACCGGCGGGAGCCGAUGACGACGACGACUACGACGACGACUCCGGGACGGCGGUGGUGACCGCGCGAGAUGGCUCGGCACGGCCUGGGACCGCCGGUGGUGCCGGUGGUGGUGGGGGAGGCGGAGGAGGGGCGAGCGGGACCAAUGCUGGCAGGACCCAACCAAGGCCCAACUUUAAAAAGUCGUCGCGUACGGUGCAAAAGACAGCUCGGGAGCUGGCUGAGAAGACCGAGGCUAAGAAGGCUGCCCGCAAGCUGGCGUGGCGCACGUGGGAGCAGCACCAGUCGGCCCCCGACCGCUCGCAGAUGACGAUGAAGGACCUGCUCUACUGGGUGCCCAGAAACAACCCCAUGCUCCGUCUCAAGUCGGAGGAUGGGAAGCUGCUGCCGGAAAAGCGCUUCGACAAGUACCCCAAGGGCGAUCGGUCGGCGGCUCACGGCGACGGCGGCAGCGGCGGCUCCCUCGAGCUGACCCCUCCUGACGGCCCCACCUCCCCGCUGCCGCCGCUGCCACCCCCGGAUUGUUCGAACGAUCCGGCUCCUUCCCCGAGCCCCGCUGCCGCUCCCGCCGCCGGCGUCCCUGCUCCUCCGUCCGACGCCGCCGCCGCCGCUGCCUCGAACGCGUCUGUCCCGUCCACCCCGUGCGCGCCGGCGUCGAGCGACUCGCCAGCGGACGUCUCUCCGGCGGCGGCGGCUGCGCCGUCGCUAAGCCCCGCGGGCGACGCGCAGUCGCUGCUCGUGCCGCAGGUCAGGGUCGCCGAGGACGGCUCCAUCGUGCUCAACGAGGACAGCCUGAUGGUGGAGGUGUCGCGCACGGAGGGGCUGCCCCCCGUGUCGGACUGCGACCCCAUCCACGAGUACGGCUCCCACACCACCUACUCGAGCUUCCGCAAGAGCUACCACGCCAAGCAGUGGGGCCUCCUAGAGACCGAGCUGUUUUUCCUGGCCAUCAGCAUGGUCGGCAUGGACUUCUCCAUGAUCGGACAGCUCUUCCCCAACCGCUCGCGCGUCGACAUCAAGAACAAGUUCAAGCGCGAGGAGCGGUGCAAUCCCCGCAAGAUCGACCAGGCUUUCCGCAACAAGUUGCCGCUGGACGUGUCGUGCUUCGAGACGCUGCUGCAGGAGUUCGAGCGGCAGAAGACGGAGGCGCUCAAUCGGGCGCCCGACUCCAAGGGCAGGCGGCGGCGCAAGUACCACCCAAAGAAGACGGGGCGACGCAGGAGCGACGCGGACAGCGACGACGGCGACGCCGACUGCUGGAGCGAGAGCGGCGGCGAGAGCGGGACCGGAGCGGCGGCCACCGAAACCCGAGCCAGAACCGCCGCCCAGAGCGCGACGGAGAGAGCGAUCGGAGCGUCGGCUGCCACCCAAAACGGAAUCGGAACGGAAAUCCGAACCGGGACCAGAACCGUCACCGAAACUCAAACGGGAACCGAGACGCCGACCGGAACGGCGACUCCAGGAACCGGAGGGUCCACGGCGGUCCCCGAGCCCCCGCCGCCCCCCCCCGCGCCCAGUGGCCUGGAGGAGGCGGAGCUGCUGCUGUCGCUGGGCUGCGAAAUCGCUCGCGGCGCCGGCGCCGGCACGGGCGCGGAUGCGGGCGCCCCGGCGCCAGAACCGUCCCCCGAGUUGGUGGUGGAAUCGGCAGAACGCCGAGACGAGCGCAGUGGGGGUGACGAAGACAUCGACGACGAAGAAGAUUUUGAGCGUGUCAAAGAGAGGAUGUUGAGUCACCCGACGAGGUCCGGGCGCAGGCCCAAGCCCACGGCGUUCUACAGCACCGGCUCGGCGGGACCCGGCGGCGACACGCCGGUCAAGGAAGGGGGGGGGGCGGCCAAGCGGCCGCGGCGACGCGAGGCCCAAGACCCCGCGGCCCCAGUGAGGCCCAAGCCGAGGCCUAGCACGUGUGCACGGAAGCCGCCGCUGCCGCCGAUGAGGCCUCCUCGUCGGGACGCGACGGACAAGGCGACGGUGCUGGCAACUCGCGGCCGGGGGGGCCUGGUGACUCUGCGUGCCGUGCUCCCUCCCGAGGAGGAGGAGGAGGGGCGGGGUGGGGGGGACCGCGCCAGCGAGCGGCGCCACCGCGCCAGCUGUCUUGCGGCGGCGGCGGCGACGCCGGCACCCCCCGUGAGGCCGGAGCACAUGAGCUGCGCGCCAGCGUUCGUGCCGGUGUGCCUGCGCUCCCCCGAGCCGCAGCCGCUCACGGAGCACAUGGAGGAGCAGGUGGAGCUGUCGGAAGGCGACGCGAUGCUGGAGGAGCUGGUAGUGACGUGCGUGGAAGAGAUGGUGGUCGCCGAUGACGACGAUGGUCUGGAGGAGGAGGAGGCGGCGGUGGAGGAGGAGUCCGUUGACCCCGGCAGCGACGCGUGCGGUCUGCACGUCGAGCAGAACUGCAGCGUCGUGAUCACUGACGACGAACACUUGAGGGUUAAUGAAGCGUUCGUGUACGAGAUGAUGGAGCAGGCGGGCUUCGGGAGCAUGCAGGACGCCUACGUGUCCUCGCAGGAGGGCGACGGGGGUGGCAGCGCUCCCACAAUGCUUUGCUUCAUGAUGUGCGAGGGCGGGGAGACUGACGCAGCGUUCCAGCUGGCCGGGGGGGACGGUGGUGACGCCGCGGGGGCGGCACCGGAGGUUGAGCACCUCUCGCUCGCCGCGGUGGCGGACGAUCAGGAGGGCCAGGAAACCUCCACGGAGACGAACAACGCGAAGAGCGCGGCGAUGGAGGGCGGCGGCGUUCCGCCCGGCGACUGGGAGGGGGCGGCACCCACCAUCUCGGAUGGUCACAUGACCUCGUGGGCAGCACCAGUGGGCGCGCCGAGCCCCGAGUGGCCUCUCGCCGCCGCCGCCGAGGCCGCGCCGGGCUCGCCGGAAACACCGGACGUCUUGCCGAGGGAGGCCCCGAGCGGCGCGAGCGGCGACCUCCUGACCCCCGAGUCGGGCCUCGACACCGUCGAAGAGGAGGGGGGUUCGGUCGCCGAGCCGGCCGAACCAACGGUUCCAACCGUGCCGGUGUCAGUUUUAACUGAGGCGGCCGGCUCUGGGGUCGCGGUUGACGACGGUGGCCAGGCCGAUCCGGUGCAACUGCCGGCAACCGCGAUCGCCGGCGAUGCAGGCACGGUACCGCGGCCCAGGAGGCCUCGUUCCGACGUGGCAGACGGCCCCCCGGCGAAACGGCACGCCGCGGACACCACGCCGGGCCCGCCGGAAGCUUCAGACGUCCCGUCGAGAGAACCCGCGAGCGACUCCGACGAACUGACCCUUGAGUUGGGCCGCGGCACCGGCAAAGACGAGGCGCCGGUCGCAGAAUCGGCCGACCCCGUCGUCUCGCCGGCGCCGCCCGGUUCGACCGAGGCGCCGGCUGCCGACGACGACGGACGGUCCGAUUCGGCGCGACCGCAGCCGACUCGGAGCGCCGGCGAUGCCAAGAAGGGCGGCGCCGACGUGACGCCGCCGGCCAGGAGGGCGCGCUUCGCCAAGCCCAGGCCGAACCUCGCCGCGUGCAGCGCGCGCCGGCCGGCGGGGUCGGCCGGCACGGCUAAGCCGGCGCAGGUCGGCCCGCUGGGAGCGGUGAAGUGAAUCCGGCGCGUGGACAAAGUCGAUGCAGAGACACUGGUGCCCAGGAGGGGAUCGGCGGAGUGGCUUCUUCUCAGUCGGCAUCGUGACUGAGGUCUGAGCCGGCUCGGCUAGCGGAGGCGCCGGCGGCGCCGGGGGGCUGGGCGGGAAGGCCGGGCCCGGCGGAGUAGAGAGAGACGCGAUCGUGAACCUCGCGUUCUCAUGCCACUCUCGUCAACACACACAGGCACACACGCGCACGCGUGUACGGCCGCGCUAACGACGGCGAGCGGACUUUAAAUUGUCGGUGCGCAGCUCGUGUUUGUGUGUUUUUUUCCUUCACCACGCAUUCUUUUUUUUUACGAUAAUUUUCACCGAACGUGUACCCCGCCCUUUGCCGUCGCGGCGUCGUCAGAUGGAUGCGGCGACCGCUCAGAGGUCUCGCGGUGGAGGAGAAAAAAACGUCGCCGAACUACUUCUGAAGGUCCCCUUGACAUUUCGUCGUAUCCACGCCUGCGUCGGUGCGCCUACUCGCACGCUCUGCCCCGGACGUGUUUGUCACGCGGCAAACCGGAAAUGCCGUGAAUCCUCGUAAUAUCUGGAAAUACGCCAAAAUAAGUGAAAACCAAACCGCGGUGCGCGUGUAUAAAUGUGUUUGUGUUUGUGUCGGUAACCGGGCUGAGACCAUCGGCUCUCCGCGACGUCUCCGUCUUGAAGCCCGAACUAGAGCCCAGGAUCCUCGGCGGUGCCGGCUACGUGUCCGUGACGCGCGAUGACGGCGGUGAGCCGCCGACCGCCUCCAACCGCAUUCAUCUCCCCGCGAACACGAUUGAUCAAUUGCGUUUGCCGUGGUGUGUACCAACGUGCGCGCCAGGUCGCCCCGUGUGGAUGCAGGACUACGUGUGCGGGUGGUUGGCAUGAGAGGGCAGUACCAGCAGAAUCCAUAUUUAUACCGUACUUCUAUGCUCCCCUCCCGAUCCCCCCACUGCCUGCGGCACACACUGACCAGCAUAGUGAAGUCUGGUCAAACGACUCCCAGGACCUGUACCCCCGUCCGACAUGAACUGUCCGUGUGCACGCGUGUCCAUGUGCACGCCGUGUACGUGUGUCGCACGCACAAUCAUUUGGCUCAUCGAAGCCCUCCCGUGUGACAGACGAAGUGAGCUUCAAGAGAAGCGUUUUUUGAGGAGUUGUGAGUUUGUUGUCCCAGAAUUUUAUUGUAGACACAUUGACAUUAUCGAGAAAAACAAAACAUUGUAUUUAUAAAGUCUCUGCGCGUCUCUCCCACCAAUCUCAACGCAGUUCGGGCCACGGCUGAAUUCAGUACCACAGGUGUUUGCAAAUUAAUUUGACGGAUGGGCUAUUGCAUAAUUCUUGUCCAUUGGCGAUUUAAAGUUGAGUCUUUUUUUUGGUAGCGAAAGGUUAAAUAUUUGGCCUGGCCUCGGACUAAGUUAUUAAAUCUUCUAACUCUCUCCCCCUGUAAGACCGGGCUGGAGCCAUCGCAUCCAAAAUAUUCAGCCGCAUGUUGGGAAGUCUCCGAGUUGCAUUAUAAAUCAGUGGGGCAUCUGGAAGUUACCACAUUUUAUUGGAGUCGUUUCCAGUGUGUUCAGGAAAGCCUCGAGUGAGUCUCAUGAAUUUCAAGAGGGGGGUCUUACUAUUGUAACGUUGGGCCAAUUCCUUGUUUAGUAUUUUAGUUUUUCACCUUGCACCAAAAAAUAACUUGGGAAGAGCAGUCGGCCGGUGGGUUAUCAAACCGCGCGACGAACUCGGUGAGCCGCAGUUGGAUUUCCGGCCACGGCUAACGUCACCAGGCCUCGGCUUACUCCCCGCUCCCCCCACCCCCGCACAAACCAGCGUGGUGAAGUAUGAUCAAGCAACCACCUCAGCUGACGCGGCGUAGGGAGGUCUUCAUCCAGCAUUGAUUUUACAAAGGCUUGGAAGUUGUAUAUUAUUGCUAUCUUACGCGAAUUAUAAGAAGAAAAAUAAUCAUUUCAGGCUGCACCAAGGAAGGGGAGGUUUGGAGACCGAUCCAGUGAUGAUUCCGACAGUGUUUUUCGUUUUGUAAAACCUUUUUAAUUUAUUGUCGCUUACGUUAUUUAAUUCGACGUUGAGUAGCUGCCGUGUCGCGGUGCUGACCGAUGUUUGUUGUUCCUGGCGCCGCCUGUCCCAAUCUUCGCGCUCUCAUCACCGCGCCCCGUGCCGUCUUGUGGCUGCUGAAGGGAAGACGCGAGAACUCGCGGCUCUGUUUGCCACCGUAAAACACGAGCCGUGCCGCCUACGUCGGGACUGUCUGAACGGACAUUGCGUCAGUCCGUGGGCCAGAGGUCGCAAACGGGUUUUGAUUCCUUACCCGUACCCGGCCACACCAGGGUCGCAAACGGCUACCCGUACCCGUACCCGGCCGGGUACGGGUAGUUGGGUAUCGGGUAGGGUACGGGUAUCGGGUACCCGGUUGCGACCUCUGCUGUGGGCUGAAUAACAGUGUACAAUGGAGAGUUUUUAACCCCCCCCCCCGCAUCUGGCCCUGCUUGGCCCCAGACCAGAUUGCAUGCGUCUUGCGAAGCCCCCUCCUCCCCCCAGCGUAUGACGCUUUGGUGCUGGCUUGAAAAAUGAAAUUAAAAUGAAUAAAAAUAAAAUAAUCAUAAUAAAAUUAACUUAUAAAUUUUAAUUUCAUUUUUUACCUACGUGACUUUACCGAAAAACCUAAGAGUGAAUCCUUGCAGUCACGAAAGCUUCAAAUCUAGUGGAAAACCACCCGUACCACGAGGGGCGGGCCCCCCUCUUUGGCUCCGAGACCUGAGGCUACGGUGGCGUGACAUCACAAGCGCGUUGUGUAGCUAGCGGUGCUGCUACGCUGGGACCCACAGGCCGGAUGGGCCCCCAGAGAAAUUGGACGGAGCGGGGGGGGGGGGGGGCAGGCCUCAUUUCAAUUCCUUGCACGGGGGGGCCCACCUGUGUGCCCGGUUGCAUGAAGGGUAAAUUCAUGAACCUGCGAUUGUAGAAACGUGUCCACUGGCUGCCAUGUUUUCCAGAGUGUUGCUGGAUAAUCGAGGAGAAGAAAAAAUCGCUUGGCACGCGCUGUGUUUGUUGUUCGGCAUGAUGUCUGACGUUUUGCUGCGGCAACCGCGUCCCUGAAGAUCCUCUCGAUGUGCGGCUUGACCCGAACGCGCUCCAGCGAACCAUGUAGCACAACCGUCAAAUAGUUGUCAAAAGAGUAAAUCGCUUGAUUCGAUUGAGAAAAUAACCACUGGAGUUUUUAGAUCCAACACUUGAUUAAUCCGGCAUUAAAACAAGCUUAUUUUGUUGCGUUGACUUGAGUAUUAUGCACGUUUUGAUUGUGUUUUUAAAUUUGCGGUGCCAUUCGUGGAGAUGUGCGCUAUGAACUUAUUUAAACAAAUUUUUAUGCUGCCACUAAUGUUAAAGCACCGGACCUCUUAACAAUGGAGAUUUUACAGAUGUGUGAGAAACGUCAGCUCCGAAGCUACGCUCGGGAUUUAUCAAACAAACCUUUGUAUGUUUUUGUACAAAAGAAUACGUAAUAUGUACAGCGCAAAUCAAAAGUGCUCACUGCCUAUGUUAAUAAAUCUUGCUUGCAAUGUUUACA